Molecule: messenger RNA, 1033 nt
Organism: Synchiropus splendidus (mandarinfish)
Lineage: Eukaryota; Metazoa; Chordata; Actinopteri; Syngnathiformes; Callionymidae
Product: protein max-like
Exons: 4
Coding region: 132-599 (155 amino acids)
Biological process (GO): positive regulation of transcription by RNA polymerase II
Cellular component (GO): RNA polymerase II transcription regulator complex
Molecular function (GO): DNA-binding transcription factor activity; protein dimerization activity
Source: RefSeq, a predicted model, not a curated record
GUAGGCAAAUCACGUGGAACGAGUCCGUCUGUCGUCAUGUCUGUGCCGUGCUAGAUGAUUUCGGCUCGUUGCUCUGCUCCGCCGCUCCUGUAGUGACAGCCGCAUAUUUUCCUUUUCACAUCCACCGAAGAAUGAGCGAAAACGAUGACGUCGAAGUCGACAGCGAUGCAGACAAGCGAGCACAUCACAACGCGCUGGAGCGCAAGCGGAGGGACCACAUUAAGGACAGUUUCCACGGGUUACGAGACUCUGUUCCCGCACUGCAGGGAGAAAAGAAGUGUGUUAAACAGGCGUCCCGGGCACAGAUUCUGGACAAAGCCACAGAGUACAUCCAGUACAUGAGGAGGAAAAAUCACACGCACCAGCAGGACAUCGACGACCUGAAGAAGCAGAACGCGCAGCUGGAGCAACAGGUCAGAGCGCUGGAGAAGGCCAAAGGGAACACGCAGCUCCAGACCAACUACUCCUCCGACAGCAGCCUGUACACCAACCGCAAAGGAAGCGCCGUGUCAGCAUUCGACGGCGGCUCGGAUUCCAGCUCCGAGUCGGAGCCGGACGAGCCGCCCAACCGGAAGAGGCCGCGCGUGGACCCCAGCUAGAGUCGGGCGAAAUCCACAGUCUCUAAAAAAAGAAAAAGAAACCCACCAGCCCUGAGCAUCUCUGACCAGACUGUGAGUGAGAGGUGUGAUCUGUGUUCCACGACUCCCCAAACCAGGCAGCUCUGCACACACAGACUUGACUCCAACCUUUCCCUGGUGAAUGUCACUCAAAGCAGAUUUCUGUUGUGAAUGAGCCUGUGUCAUGUGUCUAACUCUAUACUCCUAAGUGGUUUGUAAAGAAGAAGCCUCCACAUCAUGUCUGCCCGUACUGAAAACUGUUUUUUUUUUUUUCUUUUUACGUGAGACCGUUUUCAUUUUGUCAAUCCUUAUGUUCCAUUCCAUGGAUGUUACCGGUAUGUUGUACAUACUGCCAACAGCUGUCUUGCGAGUUGAGGCGAACCUUUACAAGACUUUAAAUAAAACUAUUUUAUUUU